This is a messenger RNA of Cyphellophora attinorum, 3435 nucleotides long. RefSeq names its product Ribonucleases P/MRP protein subunit pop1. The record is from RefSeq and is a predicted model, not a curated record. Bases 1 to 3435 code for a protein of 1144 amino acids. Gene Ontology annotation, cellular component: nucleolar ribonuclease P complex; ribonuclease MRP complex. NCBI's taxonomy places the organism in Eukaryota, Fungi, Ascomycota, Eurotiomycetes, Chaetothyriales, Cyphellophoraceae. The transcript is spliced from 2 exons. Gene Ontology annotation, biological process: tRNA 5'-leader removal.
AUGGCUCCUGGCACCCCUGACGCGACGGCAGGCAGGAAGCGCCGCGCCGAUGCUGCCUCCCUAACCUCUCGCGGCGGCGGACCCAAGCGCUUCAAGCCCGAGAUCGCCGUCCAAAGACCACCACCGACAAACACCAGCAGUAACAACGCGAACGAGAUUAACGUCGCUAAUUUCGUCAAAGCGCGAGAAUUCGAGAUCAAUGCAAUCGAACGCAACAUGAAGGCUAUGCGCAAGACCCUGUCUUCACGGGCUUUUCAGCAGCUGCCAAGGCAUAUGCGGCGGCGGACGGCUAGUCAUAAUGUGAAGAAGGUGCCGAAGCGGUCGAGGCGGCGAGCGGUGCGAGAGAUGAGGGACGACAACACGCCGACCGUGAGCAAGCGAGCGAAGACUCCAACCAGAAAGAUGCGACUAAGGCUAGAGACGGCGAGAGGAUUACAGAGGGCGAAUCAGCGGGCGAAGGUGGCAAGGCGGAAGAAGAAAGAGAAGGAGGAGAGCGAGCAGUCUGCAAAACCGAAGCCGAAGCCGAAGAACAAGGACAAAGACCAAGACCCAGAGAAGCAAGUCUCGAUCGCACGAAUACCCAAGAUUAAGAAGAACACCCUCGCAAAGCCGCCGACGGCAACAUCGAAAUACAAGCGGAGACAGGUCAACAAGACAUGGCUGCCGACACAUCUUUGGCAUGCUAAGCGAGCGCAUAUGACACGGCCAACGGAGCCGUUGUGGCGGCUAGCGAUACCCUUGCGGCCGACUGAGAAAUCGUAUAGACCGACCCAUUAUGCAUCGAAUUCAAGGGGCUGUGUGGCGUGGGAUAUGAGCUAUAUGUCGACUGUGGCUUGUGUUGGUACUGAGCAUACGUUGAUGAAUAUGCUCGUGGCGCUGAAAUUCGGGGCUGAUAAGAAUUCCGGAAGACUGAGACGGUGGAAGGCUGGAACACGAUUUGCAGAGGGCUUUGUGCACACUGUUGAGAAAGGGAGGCUGCUUGGGCCUGCGACUGUGCUAUGGGCGCCCGGCUCGGAGAAGCCUUCUCAAGGUUUGGAAGAGCCAGAUGCGCAAGCGAAGGAUGAGACGAAAUCGAAACGGCAGAAGGUCAAACUGGACCGGAAGCUUCUGGUACAGGUGCAUCCCUCGAUCUUCAAAGAGUUCUGGAUCGAGCUCCUCCGAGCAGCCAAGAUGCAGAAGCCGCAGGUACUGGUCGAGGAUCUCAGAUUCGAGAUCGGAAGCAUACAGGUUAUGGGUCCCGCAUCGAAAGAGGCAUUGUUGGCUGUAUUGCGGCAACGGCAUGAGCCAACAGAGGAGGACAUCGCGCUCAAGACCUGGAAAUCGCUUGCUGGACUGAGUAAUCCGGCCUCACUCCCACAACGAGCUGUCUUGUCAUUUGACAUAAUUGAUCCGCGACUCGAUCAUCCCCCGAAGCAGAUCAAGAUGCCCACUGAUCAGGUCAGCAUCGAUCGUCUCAACGAAAUGCUUGCAGAAUGGCCCAUGGACGAAGCCCGUUCGACCAUGAAUCUAAUGUCGUACAAGGCACGAUGGCUCACCUCCACGAAACUGCCCUCUCAGAAAGCCAUCAACCGACGCCAAGCCGCCGCGGGACCAGGACAACCGAUCGCUGUCAUCGAGAAAGACCCAGCGAUCCCCAUAAUCCUGAUCGCCCAUCGACCCGCCAGCACCGUCCCAAACACUCAAGGCUCAUGGACCGUCCUCCUACCCUGGUGCGCCGUCGACGCCGUCUGGCGCAGCCUACAGUACUGCCCCAUAUCCACUGGCCGAACUCCGCGUUUUGGCGGUCUCGAGCAGACACGACAAAUCGCAUUCGAGCAGUCGACGCCCUGGUUCCCAGCGGAUAUGCCGGGGACCGAGGCGGGCAAAGCUUGGGAGCGGACAGAGAGUGAGAAGAGGUUCGACAAAUGGGUUCGGCGGCCGCCCAGCCGGCGUCUGAGGUGGGACUUGGUGGAUAUUGGUUUGGGAAGGCUGGGUGAGUUGGGGAGGGGUUGGGCUUGUGAUUGGGAGUAUUUGUUCAAGGAUACGAAGGCGAAGGCGGAGGCGGAGUCGUCGACUGCCGAUCCGACCGCGCCGCCUGAGGCUGUGGCUGCUAAGGACAGCGACGUUGAGAUGACGGAGCAGCCAGCCGAGCGGUCUCGUCGGAGAAACACUUCUUCUCCGGAGACUUCGCCUGAACCGGAAGACAAGGUGAAGACAACGCCGGAACCUGACGUUGACUAUAUUCAACUCACACCGGACAAGGCUGCAACGUUGCUGAAACCGCGAAAAUUCAAGAGCAAGUCAAAGGCCGAAUCUGAUGAUACUCCAGCCAUAGCGACAGUGCGCAUCCGCUUGCUCACAAAAGGCACUCCGGAAGCAGGCGCACGAGUAUACCGUCUCCCCAAGCUUCCUCUUCCGCCAAAGCCCGACGCAGGAAUGGCACCGCCAACGACGAAAUCGCCUAUUCGACCAGCGACAGAGGGCAGCGGCAGGGACGACAGCAGCAGCAAUCCUUCUGGCUCACUACCUGCCUCAGCCGAAGUCCACACCUCGACCCUCCCCGCCGCCAUAUCUUCUUCUGCGGAUCUACCACCAGGCGCACAGCCGCCGCCCCCAUCCCCAUCCUCCGCCUUCUCCAGCCUCCCCCAACAACCCAAGUCAUCAUCCCCAUCUACCCUCCGCGAGAAAUGGCUCUCCCUCGUCCCACCAUCCCUCUACACCUCUUCCGCCAAAACCCCCAGCAGAAACUCAACGCUCCAACCCUCAUCGAAAAAGCCUCAGCCCAACGACACCAACCCACACCACGUCCACUCGUUGAGGAAGGAAGAGCACAAUCUUUCCCUCAUCAACGUCUUCCCGCUGCGCGCACCACAGGAAAUUAUCGAUAAGAUGAAUACCUACCCCUCGGACGCCCAGGUCGCGGAGCACGAAGCACGGAUGCGGUUGGAGGAGUUGUUGAAGAACGAUGCGGUAGAAAUGAGCAAAGACGGAAAAACCGUAAAGUGGGAUGCCGCGAAAGGGCUGGUGGAGUGUCCGGAUAAGGAGGACCUGGUUGGGUUCGUGACGAGUGGGGGUUAUAAUCUUGUGGAGGGGAGGGGGACGGGAGUUGCGGGGGUUUGGGUGCAGCGGGUGAGGCAGGGUUGGGCUGAAGAGGACAAGGAGACGUCUGCUGCGGAUAAUGCUCAAAGCGACCCGAGCACAAGCGCAACAAGCGGUUCAGGUGGACCAAGUGGAUUGAGUGGUUCCGCGCCGACCGGGAGUAGUGGUAAGAAAGGGCACUCGAGUCAGAGCAAAGGAGCCGAAAAGCAGAAUGGGAAGCCGAAGAGCAGCAACGACGGCUCUGUCAGUGCCGCGGCUAUACAAAGAGAGCGCCAGAUCAAAGAGCGGACCCUCUGCAUCGUCCGUAAUGCUGGCAGCGGCGUUGGGCGAUUGGGAUGGUGGGAGGUCUGCGAGUGA